Messenger RNA from Mycotypha africana, 1777 nucleotides. RefSeq names its product aspartic peptidase. The transcript has 3 exons. Gene Ontology annotation, molecular function: aspartic-type endopeptidase activity. Bases 126 to 1364 code for a protein of 412 amino acids. NCBI's taxonomy places the organism in Eukaryota, Fungi, Mucoromycota, Mucoromycetes, Mucorales, Mycotyphaceae. Gene Ontology annotation, biological process: proteolysis. The record is from RefSeq and is a predicted model, not a curated record.
CUUUGUGUUGUUCUUUUGUUCAAUUGAAGUUCAAGGUCGUCUACUCAUAAUACCUAUACAGCAAUAUCACAUACAAAACCAACAUUUUUCCAAAAGAGCUUAUAUACCUUCUGUACCAUUAUACAAUGCGAAUGCUAGAGAAUAUCUUGUAUGACCAACAUGUUGAAUUUAUAAGUUCAGACGUAUGGGUGCCGUCGUCUCAAUGUACGAAAUCUAUGUGUCCUCAUUCACUGUUUAUCGAAAAAGAUUCUUCUUCGUUGAAACAAACCAAACAAGCAUUUGAGGUUCAAUACGGAAGUGGCUCUGCAGUAGGAAUUGCAGCCUAUGAUACACUUACUAUCAACAGCUUUACUUCCUCUAACCAAGCAUUAGGGCUAGUAACAUCAGCCAAAGGGUUUUUUAGUUCUGGUACUAAUUCAACAGACAAGGCGAGCGGUAUUCUUGGUCUCGGUUUUCAAGGACUGCUGAGAAAUCCUAACGAGGAAACAUUCAUAACAAACCUCGUAAAAAAUAAAGUAAUCGAUGAGCCAGUUUUCUCCAUUUAUUUGAACAAACAAGGCAAUUAUGGAUAUACAGGAGAGAUUGUUUUGGGUGGUUAUGAGACAGAUCGACUGAUGGGUGGAAUACGCUUCUUACCAGUGGUCAACUACGAUUCAACAACAGGCAAAGCGAAUAUAGGUCGCUCGUUUCGAAACAGCAACAGUAGCAAACUGUACAAAUAUUGGACUGUCGCGGGCCAAGCCGUACUUAGCUAUUUAUCUGACGGUACAAAACUUUAUGAAUCUCAGUUCAACGAUAUUCAACCGGUUAUAUUGGACACAGGCACCACUCUAUCAUAUCUUGCUGAAGAUACAGUUGUCUCAUUACUGAGAACUAUAACGUCUAACUACAAACCUCUUGCAUUGAAUGAAGGAACUGUGCAAGCCUACCAAGUUAACUGCUCUGACUUUCUCAGCCAAGAUAUCUGGUUUGAUUUCCAGUUCUCCACGUCUAUCAGUGAUUUUUCAACAUCUCCUGUUGUGAUACGUGUUCCAUUAAAGGAAUUAGCUUUACCACAAGAUACGGAUUCGAUCGAUACAGCCAAGACAUGUUUAUUUGGGCUGGCUCCAAUUUCUGACUCGUUUGUAGCGUCGGUAGGAAGAGGCUGGAUCUUGGGACAGACAGUAUUAAGGAGCGCAUAUGUAGUGCAUGAUAUGCUAGGAUUACAAAUAGGCAUUGGAGCAGCUGCUAAUGGCUAUAAUUUAACAACGCUUGACAGCGGUGGCUCUACUGUUAUCAUUACCCACGCAACGAGUAUUUCAGUAGCAUUCUGCAUUAUCCUCGUUUUGCUGGCAAUAAAUAUACCAUCUUUUAUGUCGAAAUAAUUAAUUAUACAUUAACGGCAGUUAGGAAACUGCUGCGAUGCAUCUUCAUUUUAUAUACUAUCCAUAUACGUACAUCAUUUUAUUUCACGGGUUCAAUGUCGUGUGUUGUAUUUUAUAUCGUAUGUGAUAACCAUACUGAAGUGAUCAUGAUCCAAACAUUCGUAAGUAAUAUUUUGUUAGACUGAGAACAAAAAGCUGUAUACCACUUGAUGGUAUAAUUAAUAUAUAAAACUGUUGCCUCGGACGUUUUCAAUUUCAUUUUGGUUCAAGGUCCUGCCGAAAAUCAGGCUGAUUUUGAAACUACUAUAUUCAAACUCUGCUUGCUCCUUACCAAGACAGUUCACUUUACAUCAUGCUUUGGUAUCGGAUAAUAUGGUACAUUUAAUGUACCUGAAAUACAAAAAAAAAAAAAA